This is a messenger RNA of Macadamia integrifolia, 1104 nucleotides long. RefSeq names its product trafficking protein particle complex subunit 1-like. The record is from RefSeq and is a predicted model, not a curated record. Lineage: Eukaryota; Viridiplantae; Streptophyta; Magnoliopsida; Proteales; Proteaceae. Gene Ontology annotation, biological process: endoplasmic reticulum to Golgi vesicle-mediated transport. The coding region runs from base 230 to 736 and encodes 168 amino acids. Gene Ontology annotation, cellular component: TRAPP complex. The transcript is spliced from 6 exons.
CACUUUUGAAAACCUGGGUUCCAAGACUGGGAUUUCUUUUCUAUUUGGGAGUUCUGUUCUUCUUCCUUCCCACUUCCAAGCUGCAGAAAACCUCGUCCCAGCUGUGUGAAACCCUAAGUUGCAGCAAUCUUUUCCCAUCCCUCACGUCGCCUCUCAGAUUCGAUUGGGAUUUUAAUUCAACAGCGAUCGAAGGUUGACAGCAGAAGAAGUGUCGGAUUAGUGAGGAAGAAUGCAAUUUUUUGGAGGAUCAGAGAUCAGCCCAUCACCGCCAGCACCUACUGGAUCAGGAAACAAUGCUAAUAUGAUGUACAUUUUCAACAGGAAUGGGGUGUGUUUGCUCUAUAGGGAAUGGAACCGCCCCCUGAGGACCCUAAACGCUAACCAGGACCACAAGCUCAUGUUUGGUCUCCUAUUUUCCCUCAAAUCUUUCACCGCUAAGAUGGACCCCACUAGUGUUGAGAAAGGGAAUCUUGGGGUGCCUCAGUUACCAGGACAAGGUUGUUCUUUUCAUAGCUUCCGUUCAAACACAUACAAACUAAGUUUUAUGGAGAGUCCCUCUGGGAUAAAGAUAAUAUUGGUUACUCACCCCAAGACUGGUGAUCUGCGGGAAUCGUUGAAGUACAUCUACAACUUGUAUGUGGAAUAUGUUACUAAGAAUCCACUCUAUACUCCAGCAACUCCAAUUAGAUGCGAGUUAUUCAAUGCGUCUCUUGAUCAAUAUGUGAAGAACCUAUGAUGUAUGAGAAUGUGGAGAUUGGAUCAAGACAAAAAAACCAGCAACAUAACUUGCUUUAGUUGAUGGAUGGGGAGAAGCUUAAGGUGUCCUGUAACCAAUUAUAUAGUCUGUUGAUUUCUUUAGGCAACUGGGACUGACACCGUAGUGCAACUCUUAUGCAUUCAAUAUUUUGUUCUUGUGAAAUGUAUUGUUCUUUAUUGGCUUCUCUUUUUUUUUUCUUUUCUUCAAACAAUCAGUUAGCAUCUGUUGAGAAUGUUAAGGAUGUCUAAUCAUAUCUAUUGGUGGCUGAAAUGUGGGAGUUUAAAUACCAAACUAUUGGAUUUUGUGUAUGUUAUCCCUAUAUGUUUAAUAUGUGUGUCUUUGCUGUA